AUGAUAUCAUCGCCUCCUCCUCCUCCUCCUCCUCCUGCUCCUCCUCCUCCUCCUCCUUCUCCUCCUCCUCCUCCUCCUGCCCCUCCUCCUCCCCCUCAAAUCCCACCCCUCAUCAUCAUCAUCAUCAUCAUCAUCAUCAUCAUCAUCAUCAUCAUCAUCAUCAUCAUCAUCAUCUCAAGGCUGAUGCAGAGCAGCUCAGAUGUCCUCCGCUAG
Molecule: messenger RNA, 213 nt
Organism: Spirometra erinaceieuropaei
Lineage: Eukaryota; Metazoa; Platyhelminthes; Cestoda; Diphyllobothriidea; Diphyllobothriidae
Source: the annotation of a GenBank genome assembly